AGAAAACAUUGAUGUGGAUCAACCCCUUCUGUAAACACGGUAAAAGUAACGGAUCCUUGCAGAAGCACAUUUUUAAAUAAUUUUAUGAAAAUGCUGCUAUUAUGAAGUGUAGUUCCCACUCCUUCUCUUUCUCUUCACCCUCUGUCACACACAACAAUAAAGCCACUCCUACUUAUUGAAGAGAAAACGGAACACUCUCUCGCACUCUCUCUCUAUUUUUAGGAAAAUGGCCGAGGCAAAAAUUUCAGUAGAUCAGGAUCAGUUCCUCUGUCCAGUGUGUCUGGAUCUCCUGAAGGAUCCGGUGACUAUCCCCUGUGGUCACAGUUUCUGUAAGGUGUGUAUUAAUGGCUGCUGGGAUCAGGAGUAUCAGAACGGUGUCUACAGCUGUCCUCAGUGCAGAGACACUUUCACUCCAAGGCCUGUUCUCCGCAGAAACAACAUGCUGGCUGAAGUGGUGGAGAAACUAAAGAAGAACCCCGAAGCCCAGGCUACUACCUGGUACGCUGGACCUGGAGAUGUGGAGUGUGAUUUUUGCACCGGGAGAAAACGCAAAGCAGUCAAGUCCUGUCUGAUGUGUCUGGCUUCCUCUUGUGAAACUCAUCUGAAACCUCAUUAUGAAGUUCCUGCUUUGAAGAAGCACAAGCUGGUUGAAGCCAUAACACAGCUAAAGGAGAACAUCUGCUCUCGACAUGACAGACUCAUGGACAUCUACUGUCAUACUGACAAGAGCUGCAUCUGUUAUAUGUGUACCGUAGAUGGACACAAAGGUCACAACACCAUCUCAGCUGCAGAAGAACGAUCUAAGAAUCAGUAUAGUGUACCAGACAUGCAAAAGAAAUCCCAGCAGAGAAUCCAGGAAAAGCAGAAGAAGGUGCAGGAGCUGAAACAGGCUGUGAACACUAUAAAGUUAAAAGCACAGACAGCAGUGGAGGACAGUGAGAGGAUAUUUACUGAACUGAUUAGCUCCAUGGAGAAAAAGCGCUCGGAGGUGACGAAGCUGAUCAGAGCUCAGGAGAAGACUGAACUAAGUCGAGCUGAACGACUCCUGGAGCAACUGGAGCAGGAGAUUGCUGAUCUUCAGAAGAGACUCACUGAGCUGAAGCAGCUUUCACACACACACAAUCACAUCCAGUUUCUCCAGUGCUUCCAGUCUCUUUGUGAUCCUUCUUUUUAUAAAGACUCCAAAAACAUUACCAUCAAUAAGAAUCUCACAUUUGAGAGAUUAAAUAAGCCUCUGACUGACCUGAAACAACGAUUUGUGGAGUUCUGCAACAGUGAAGUAAAUAAAAUUCAUCCACAUGUUACAGCAGUUCAGCUGCUUAUCUCCUUAGAGCCAAGGACCAGACCAGAGUUUAUGCAAUGUAAGUCUAACUUCCAUACACUUAGCAGAGCAGUGAACACUGGGUGAUGUUUUAGAUUCUGUUCAGGAAGUAAAAGUCAUGUCCAAAAGUUU
Messenger RNA from Clarias gariepinus (North African catfish), 1453 nucleotides. RefSeq names its product E3 ubiquitin-protein ligase TRIM47-like. The coding region runs from base 227 to 1408 and encodes 393 amino acids. Gene Ontology annotation, molecular function: zinc ion binding. The record is from RefSeq and is a predicted model, not a curated record. The transcript has 5 exons. NCBI's taxonomy places the organism in Eukaryota, Metazoa, Chordata, Actinopteri, Siluriformes, Clariidae.